GACUGUCAUUUCCGACUUCCACAUCAUCGUUGCAAACAUGUCACACACCGAUGUUGACGAACUUUUCGAAAUAAGAACUGCAUUUUAUACUGGAAAUUAUCAACUAUGUAUAAAUGAGGCACCUAAACUAAAGACAAAUAAUCCAAAGUCGAAGGUGGAUAAAGAUGUUAUUAUGUACAGAGCUUACAUUGCACAAAGGAAAUAUGGAGUUGUUCUAGACGGUAUAAAUGCAGCACAUCCUGACGAAAUGCAAGCCGUCAAGCUCUUUGCUGACUACCUAUCUAAUCAGUCUAAGAGAGAUGCUAUAGUCAGAGACUUAGACAGUAGAAUGAGUGCAAAUGUAGACAUCAGUAAUACAACAUUCCUGGUGAUGGCUGCUUCUAUAUACUUUCAUGAACAGAAUUAUGAUGCAGCUUUAAGAGUACUGAAUCCCUCAGAUGCAUUAGAAUGCAUUGCGUUAGCUAUACAGAUGUUACUGAAAUUGGACAGAAUUGAUUUGGGGAGGAAAGAAUUGAAAAGAAUGCAAGAAAUAGAUGAAGACAGUGUAUUGACACAGUUAGCACAAGCUUGGUUUAAUUUAUCAGUGGGAGGUGACAAAUAUCAAGAUGCAUAUUAUAUCUUCCAAGAAAUGUCAGACAAACAUAACGCUACACCAUUAUUACUGAAUGGCCAAGCAGCAUGUUAUAUGGCCCAAGGAAAGUUUGAUGAUGCUGAAUCUGUAUUACAGGAAGCUAUGGAUAAGGAUUCAAACAACCCAGAAACAUUGAUAAACAUGAUUAUUUUAACACAACAUACAGGAAAAUCUAUUGAGAUUAGUAACAGAUAUUUAUCCCAAUUAAAAGAUUCACACAGAAGUCAUCCAUUUGUUCAAGACUUACUACAUAAGGAAAGUGAAUUUGACAGAAUAGCCAGAAAUUAUUCAUCAUCCGUUACAGCAUGAUAAACAUUAG
This is a messenger RNA of Mytilus californianus (California mussel), 950 nucleotides long. Its product is annotated as coatomer subunit epsilon-like. Gene Ontology annotation, molecular function: protein binding; structural molecule activity. Gene Ontology annotation, biological process: intra-Golgi vesicle-mediated transport; endoplasmic reticulum to Golgi vesicle-mediated transport; retrograde vesicle-mediated transport, Golgi to endoplasmic reticulum. NCBI's taxonomy places the organism in Eukaryota, Metazoa, Mollusca, Bivalvia, Mytilida, Mytilidae. Gene Ontology annotation, cellular component: COPI vesicle coat. The record is from RefSeq and is a predicted model, not a curated record. The transcript is spliced from 10 exons. Bases 38 to 940 code for a protein of 300 amino acids.